Colletotrichum paranaense is the source of this 1308-nucleotide messenger RNA. Its product is annotated as NAD dependent epimerase/dehydratase. NCBI's taxonomy places the organism in Eukaryota, Fungi, Ascomycota, Sordariomycetes, Glomerellales, Glomerellaceae. The coding region runs from base 1 to 1308 and encodes 435 amino acids. The record is from RefSeq and is a predicted model, not a curated record. The transcript has a single exon.
AUGAGCCCCUCGUUCUCAGCCCUCCGCCAAAUUGGCAUCUACAGAAAUCUUCCAACCUUUGACGAGUCCGUUGAAGGUCUCACUGCCAUCAUUACUGGUGCCAAUGGUAUCUCCGGUUUCAACACGAUGCGGGCUCUCUUGGAUAGCCCUAAGCGGUGGAAGACCAUCUUCUGUCUCUCUCGCCGUCCUCCCCCGGAAGAGAUGAUGAACCUCUUGUCUGCCGAUGCUCGUUCCAGAAUCGAGAUUGUUACUUGUGACUUUCUCGAUGAGCCUGCUUCGAUUGCCAAGAGCAUGAAAGAGGCUGGCGUGCGAGCUGAUCACAUCUUCUACUACUCCUACAUCCAUAAGCUCUGGACUGAUGUCGAUGGUCUUGUGGAAAGCAACGUUGCCCUCCUCAAGAACUUCCUCGAGGCGUUGGAGUUGGCGGACAUCAAGCCAACUCGUUUCAUUCUCCAGACCGGCGGCAAGAGCCAUGGUGUACACAUUGGUCGCGGACGCACCCCCCUUCUCGAGUCUGACCCCCAGCCAAGACACCUGCAGCCCAACUUCUAUUACCCACAGGAGGACUUGCUCAGAGCCUUCUGCCAAAAGUAUGGCACAGCAUGGAACAUCAUCAUGCCCUGCGCUAUCAUCGGAAGCUCGUCACAAGCGGGAAUGAACAUGUUCUACCUGUUCGGCAUCUACGCUGCUGUGCAAGCACGCAAGGGUGAGCCUCUCGUUUUUGGAGGAGACUGGGAGGCGUGGCAGUAUGAGACCUACCACGGCUCGGCACGAAUGACUGGCUACCUAACCGAGUGGGCAGCCCUGAACAAAGACUGCGCCAACGAGAACUUCAACGCCCAGGACGGAGGCCCGCUGGUGUGGGAGCGCUUCUUCCCUGAGCUGGCUCGCUGGUUCGGUGUUGAGAAGGUGGUGCCCCCACCGGACGACGAGUCUGGCCUUGAGACGAAGAUAUCUGGAAAGUCGGGGAAGAAGGCGCCCCUCGGCUACGGCCCUCCUUUCUCUUCCAAGACGCGUUUCACUCUUGCCGACUGGGCAAAGGAGGAGGAGAAUGCUGUUGCUUGGCGCGAGAUCAUGAAGGAGUCUGGAGGCAAGAUUACGAAUGACCCAUUCGCGGACCCCGAGGCUUUCUCCAUGUCUGAGUAUGCGUACCUUCGGGCUGGAAGCCCUUGUAUGAACAAGGCGAAACGGCUUGGGUGGACUGGAUUCGUUGACACGACUGAGAGUCUCUUUGAGACGUUCCAAGAGUUAGAAGAACUCGGACUCUUGCCGCCGAUGAAGGUAGACUCCGCUCGUCCUAUGUGCUAA